This is a messenger RNA of Fusarium vanettenii 77-13-4, 591 nucleotides long. RefSeq lists its product as uncharacterized. NCBI's taxonomy places the organism in Eukaryota, Fungi, Ascomycota, Sordariomycetes, Hypocreales, Nectriaceae. The record is from RefSeq and is a predicted model, not a curated record. The transcript has 3 exons. The coding region runs from base 1 to 591 and encodes 196 amino acids.
AUGGCGAACAUUGGUAGUCUGUACGGCGAGCUAACAGGCACCGUUCCGCUGGCUUCUCAACCAUCUAUCAACGCGCACUACUCCAACGUCCGCACGCGUGCUCUCAACAACAUCCUAUUUUGGAGCGUCCACUUGACCACAGUAGCCGUUAUGCAACCCAUUCUGGAUAGUAGGCGUUUGAGCCGUCGGGCUAGAGGCAUUUACGUGUGUAUCUUCCUUACCUGCCUCGUGGUUGGCGUCUGGGUUGGAGAGCUCGUAUGGCUUCGGGCCCAUCAGGCGCCUCGUGACUGGACAGAUGCCGAGUUCGCGUCCUUCAUUGCCAUUUAUCUCUUUCAAGGCAUGCUGUAUCAGCUAUACUGGAUCUUCAUUCAGCGGGUAGUUGGCGCGUUGUCGAACUCACCUCACCUGUUGGCCAGAUGUUGUGCUAUGUGUAUUCUGGUUUGCAUCUGCGGCUUUCAGAUCACUGCUAUGAACUACGGAAAGGAAGGUCAUGUCAUUAUUCCUUCUUCCGAGGACGCAAUUACUGUCGCUGCGUCGGAAGACGACACUGUUAACCCUUCUUUGAAGGGGACUGUCACUUCGAAGCAAUAA